CCAGGACUGUCUCGUUCAGCGUGUGUCCGUGUCCCUCGGUCGGUCGGCCGGUAUUCGCCCGUCACCUGGUCUUCUUGUCUGUCACCAUGUCCCGUUGUCUCGCUCUGGCUCGGUUCGCCCUCGGUGCCUCUCGGAGGACUGGCUCACGGCUAACGACGUGUGCACGAGGGCUGAGCAGCAGGACUGUGUCGCGCUCGUUGACUGCGGACUUUCAGGUUGGACAGCAGCAGAGGUGGAGCAGCCAGCCCAGACUGUGGAGCACUCAGCGGCCUUGCCUCAGCUUCUGCCAGCAGUCUUACUAUAGCACCCAGGAGGCCGAGAAAGAGCCAGAGGAGGAGGCCCUGCACACCAUCAUCAAUGACUCAGAGUCUGUGCAAGGUAGCUUCUCCAAACAUGAAUUUCAGGCCGAAACGAAAAAGCUGCUGGACAUUGUUGCCAGGUCCCUGUACUCAGAGAAAGAGGUGUUCAUCAGGGAGUUGAUCUCUAAUGGUAGUGACGCUCUGGAAAAACUGCGUCACAAACUGAUCACAGCCGGAGGUGAAACAGCUCCAAUGGAGAUCCACCUACAGACCAAUGCUGCCACGGGCACCUUCACCAUCCAGGACACUGGAGUUGGGAUGAACCAAGAGGAGCUGGUGGCCAACCUGGGGACCAUCGCCCGCUCUGGUUCAAAGGCAUUUCUGGAUGCUCUGCAGAACCAGGCGGAAGCCAGCAGCACCAUCAUUGGUCAGUUCGGGGUUGGUUUCUACUCUGCCUUCAUGGUGGCCGACCGUGUUGACGUCUACUCCCGCUCUAAUGAGCCCGGUGCACCUGGAUACAAGUGGUCCUCAGACGGCUCUGGGGUUUUUGAGAUCGCCGAAGCCUCUGGCGUUCAACAGGGAACAAAGAUCGUGCUGCACCUCAAGGACGACUGCAAGGAGUUUUCCUCUGAGGACAGAGUUAAAGAGGUUAUAACAAAGUACAGCAACUUUGUCAGCUUCCCCAUCUUCCUGAAUGGACGGAGGCUCAACACCCUGCAGGCCUUGUGGAUGAUGGAGCCUAAGGAGAUUAGUGAGUGGCAGCAUGAAGAGUUCUACCGCUAUGUCGCCCAGACCUAUGACAAGCCCCGCUACACGCUGCACUACCGGGCUGACGCCCCACUCAACAUCCGAAGCAUCUUCUACGUCCCUGAAAUGAAGCCCAGCAUGUUUGACGUGAGCAGGGAGAUGGGCUCCAGCGUGUCUCUGUACAGCAGGAAGGUCCUGAUCCAGACCAAAGCGGCCGACAUCCUGCCCAAGUGGCUGCGCUUCCUCCGAGGUGUGGUGGACAGUGAGGACAUCCCUCUAAAUCUGAGCAGGGAGCUGCUGCAGGAAAGCGCCCUCAUCAGGAAGCUCCGUGACGUUUUGCAGCAGAGGGUGAUCCGCUUCCUGCUGGACCAGAGCAAGAAGGAGCCAGAGAAGUACAACAAGUUCUUUGAGGACUACGGCCUCUUCAUGAGGGAGGGCAUCGUCACCACCCAAGAACAAGACGUCAAGGAGGACAUUGCGAAGCUUCUGAGGUUUGAGUCGUCUUCUCUGCCAGCGGGCCAGCAGACCAACCUGAUGGAGUACGCCUCUCGAAUGAAGGCUGGCACACGCAACAUCUACUACCUUUGCGCCCCCAACCGCCAUCUUGCGGAGCACUCCCCCUACUAUGAGGCCAUGAAACAGAAAGACAUGGAGGUGCUGUUCUGCUAUGAGCAGUUCGAUGAGCUGACCCUGCUCCACCUCAGGGAGUUUGACAAGAAGAAGCUGAUCUCAGUGGAGACAGACAUCGUGGUGGAUCACUACAAGGAGGAGAAGUUUGAAGACAGCAAACCAGCCUCUGAGCGUCUGACACAGGAGCAGGCUGACGACCUGAUGGCCUGGAUGAAGAACGCUCUGGGUCCCAGAGUCACCAACAUAAAGCUAACUCCUCGUCUGGACACCCACCCAGCUAUGAUCACCGUGCUGGAAAUGGGUGCUGCACGCCACUUCCUCCGCACCCAGCAGUUGGCCCGCACUGCGGAGGAGAGAGCUCAGAUACUGCAGCCCACACUGGAGAUCAACGCAGGACACGAUCUAAUUAAGAAGUUGCACGCUCUGAAAGACACAAACUCUGAACUGGCUGGACUGCUACUGGAGCAGAUCUAUGACAACGCCAUGAUCACAGCAGGCCUGAAUGACGACCCCCGACCAAUGAUUUCCCGCCUGAACGAUCUACUGACUAAAGCUCUGGAGAAGCACUGAGAGCUACAUGUAAGACACGAACAGUGUAGACUGAAUUGGCUUUGAUGACUGAAGCAUAUUAACAGCAGCUGAAGAGCACACAAAGCUGGAGAAGUGCAGUUUCUAAAGAGCUCUACAGGCCUCAUCUGAAGCCAGAAAAUCACAUCUCUUUCCCCUCUGGGCCUACUUCAUUCCCCCUUGUGGAGAGUAUGAAAAGACUGGAAAAAGAUGAACUGCGAGCAGCGUCCUUGAGAGUUUUUCCAUAAAUAUUUCUAUGUUGUAAUGCUCUUUUUUUCCCCAGCUCUAUUUCAUCAGGACUUUCAAAUUUUUGGUAAUUUAAAAGACUGUGUUAUGAACAGGCUGGUUAUGAAGUGGGUACACUGAUCUUUUCAGUGUGGCGUUCACACUCCAGCCAUGCCUUGUAAAAACAGGAUUGCAUUAGAGAGGGGGUAAGAGACAGAUCAGAAUUUGUUUAGAAGUGACAGAUGCCCCCUGACCACUGAAUAGAGCUGUUACCAUUCACUUGCUGUUCUUCUUUUCAAUUUUUCAUCUUUUUUCCACAUUAUUUAAUAUUUUGUGUUUGCUUUUAUAUUAAGCUAAGUACCUUAAAUGUGACAAAAAAUAUAUAUACAGUCAUUCUGCAAACUCUCAGUGGUCAAAUGUGGAUUCUCAACAGGUUUCAUUUGUAUUAAAAUACCUAGCGUACGUAACCUAACGUAAAAUUGAUUUUAAAUGUUGUGUAUGCCUUCAUGGAGCUGUUGAAGGUGUCUUGUCGUAAAAAAAAAUGAAGGCGAAUAAACACUGAUCCAUUAUUGCGCAAAUUAAAAAACAAAAGUAAUUCAGAGCUUCUUGAAAAUACAAUUUUA
Molecule: messenger RNA, 3091 nt
Organism: Toxotes jaculatrix (banded archerfish)
Lineage: Eukaryota; Metazoa; Chordata; Actinopteri; Toxotidae
Gene: trap1
Product: TNF receptor-associated protein 1
Exons: 18
Coding region: 87-2246 (719 amino acids)
Biological process (GO): protein folding
Cellular component (GO): mitochondrial inner membrane
Molecular function (GO): ATP-dependent protein folding chaperone; protein kinase binding; ATP binding
Source: RefSeq, a predicted model, not a curated record